CGAUGCCGGAGAAGCCGAUCCAGCUUCCGAGGCGAUCGAAGGUGGCUUUCUCAGUGAAGGAAGUGAAGGAGAUAGCUUUAGGCCUUCAAAAGCCCCAAAAAGAUUCUAUCGCUCGGAGAUCAGAUCUCAAUGAAUCUGGCGAUGGUGACGAACUCUUAGCAGUGGAGGAAAAGCUUAAAUCUGCAGAGUCGUCGCCUUCGAAAUCUUCGAAGGCUAGAUCCCUGAUUAAGCUCCCUGAAAAGUAUGAGAUUCUAGUGGAUUUCUUCAACUCCAUGGAGUCUUCGAUUCGAUUACUUCGGUUGAAGAGAUCGUUACCUACAUUUGCUAACAUCUGUUCCAGUAUUCAGCAUCUAACUGGAAGGAGGUUUACGUAUGGGCAUUUAGCACAACUGAAAUAUAUACUGCCUGAAGCAAUUUCAAUCAAGAAAGUGCUUUUGCGUGAUGAGGUUACUUGCUGUAUGAUGCCGGUGCUCCAAUUGUAUCUGCAAAAAGAUGCAAUUGAGAGCGGCUCGAAUAGAAAAGAAGAAGAAAGUGGGUAUUCAAUCUUGAGGAAGAUUUUCAGGCAAAGGCUUGUCGAUUUCUUUAGAAAACAUCCCGAGCAAGAUGACAUUCCAGAGGAGGAACUUCCACAUCCAUUUGGUCAUCAAACAACACCAAAUAUACCUUCAGAUAUUGCCAGAAACUCCACAUCUUCAAUCAAUUCAACAACUGAUGUGCGUGAGUUUGUCAAUGCAGCUUCUCACAUUCCACGAUCUUUCUGUAAGCGGUUUUCUCAGAAAAAUCUUAUACCUGAUGGAGAGAAAACAUCCCUUUUGUGCAUAAACGAAGAUAUGCCACGGGAUAAUUCUCCCAUCACAGUUGAAUCAUCCCCUAUUAAAUGUGAUUUAAGGCCAACCAUUUGUAAGAAACCAUUGUUUACAUCCCCUGUUCCAAAAACCUCAUCAAGCACUCAAUGUGCUCAUAAAGAGAAGAAAAGGUUGAUGAAUACUGACAAGUGUUCACUCCAGAAAUCGAAUCAACUUGAUGGAACUCCUGUCAAAUUUGUUUCAACUCCAUUAAAGUUAAUGACGGCCACACCAGAAAUUCAAACUCCAAAGAGGCAUCGGCCUACAACCAAUUGUUAUACGCCAGUUAAGGAGGUUCCAGAGAAGCAAUCAGCUCGGACCAAGUUGUUAUUUGCAACACCACAAAAAAGUGCACAAAUAGAUGAUUCAGAAGAAGUAACGGUAACUAUUUCAGAUGGGGAUGAUGAUGUGAUCAACAUACUUCCGGAGACUCUACUGCAAGAGAUACGAGAAAAGGAAAUAAUAAUGGCAGAAGAAAGGAAUUCUGGCGCUUCUGAAGCAAAGAAGCGUAAAGAGAUGUUAGCAAGUUUACCUAAACUUUUCGACAUGAUCCUUCUCAUAUUCCAAUCAGGGAACCGAUCCUUUGUUACAAAGCAGGAACUUGUCCACAAGAUAAUCUCAGGUUGCACUACCAUAGUAGAUAGAAGUGAAGUGGAACAACAGUUGAAACUGUUGCAAGAACUGGCCCCAGAUUGGAUCUCAGCAAAGAUGGUGCCCUCCGGGGAUUUUCUAUACAGUGUCAAUAAGAUAUCGUGUUCACAAGAUAUCCGCCAAAGACUUGCUGAAGCCCAGAGCUGAAACGUGGUGACUCUUAGUGACAUUUAUAGGAUCUUACAACACUAUUGGGAUUUUGGUAACAUCGCAAGUGGAUUGAGAAAAACAAGCAGUUUAGAGUCCCAGGCAUAUAUAUAAGCUACCCGCUGAGGAUUCUAUUUUUGUGCCGUAUUAUUAGACUGAAAGCAAGUCCUGUAAGAUGCUGCCCAGUGCUUAAUACUAACUUCUCCAAUCUUUUCUUCAUUGAUAUUGACGUGAUUAUUGCUUCUCAAUAUAAACAUCUCAAUAGUAUUUUUUUUAA
Molecule: messenger RNA, 1920 nt
Organism: Asparagus officinalis (garden asparagus)
Lineage: Eukaryota; Viridiplantae; Streptophyta; Magnoliopsida; Asparagales; Asparagaceae
Product: CDT1-like protein a, chloroplastic
Exons: 7
Coding region: 3-1643 (546 amino acids)
Biological process (GO): regulation of DNA-templated DNA replication initiation; DNA replication checkpoint signaling; mitotic cell cycle
Cellular component (GO): nucleus
Molecular function (GO): DNA binding; DNA polymerase binding
Source: RefSeq, a predicted model, not a curated record